AUGGUUCCGUGGUGUGAGCUGGCCCUUCCCAGCAGAGCGCUUUCCGGCCCUGUCUGGGAUCGUUUAUAUGUGAUCCUUGAGAUCAGCGCCAACGCCCGCAUCCACUCCGUCUUCUCGUGUUCCGCAGCAUUGGUCCCCUUAGGAGCAAUGGAGCCCUCAAACGGCUUUGUGCCGUAUAUGACAGAAACAAAAUCCAGCACGUUUUGUCGGACGCCCACCGUAGCUGCUCCUUUCAGCGCACCAAGUGGCACAUUGGCCCCAGGCCUGCCGCUUGUGGUGCCCUCCUAUGUGCCAGCCAACGGCAAAAUGUCUGUUCUCCACGUCACGGUGGUCCUUCUGUUGCCGGUGCCCUUGGGGCUCGUUCUGCCUCGGUGCACCGCCUUUGUUUCCAAUCCCCGCUUCCACACCGAUUUUGGCUCCUGGUCGAACGCAAUGGACGCCAAACCGCCUCAGUUCAUCUCUUCUACAAACACGCACGGGGUUCAAAUAACAACGAAUAAAAAAAAUGUGAAGUCAGCCGGAAAAAAAAAGCACGCCACCGUUCCGCAAUGUACGCUCCUUCUUCACACACACACACACUUCCAGCGGGCACGCCCACGUGCAAUGCCAGUGUGGCAAAGAGAACAAGAAAGACGCCGAAGAGAUAAAUAG
Trypanosoma rangeli is the source of this 651-nucleotide messenger RNA. RefSeq lists its product as uncharacterized. The transcript has a single exon. The record is from RefSeq and is a predicted model, not a curated record. Lineage: Eukaryota; Euglenozoa; Kinetoplastea; Trypanosomatida; Trypanosomatidae. The coding region runs from base 1 to 651 and encodes 216 amino acids.